AACCCGACAUGGUGAGAACUGAACCAUUUUGACGCCAGCAAAUCCCAAUUUCGCUCUCUAUCCCACCCUCAGCCACACCCCAAUCACGGCGGCGAUCUGAAGGCGACGCCACUCUGCUCUCCCAAUUCCGCCUCUCAAAUCUCCUUGGUGGAAAGUGUGCUUCAAGUUGUAGAAAUAUAUUAUUUGUUGUUUAGGACUAGAAGUGGGGGCAUUGAGGAGUGAGGUGGUUUGGAAUAGAUAAAAUGCGGUUGUUUCCGAGCAAGGAGCAGCGUAAAAAUGGAGAGAAAAGCCGUGCAUUGUUAUAUCUUAAUGUCUAUGAUCUCACACCUGUAAACAACUACUUGUAUUGGUUUGGACUCGGCGUGUUUCAUUCUGGUAUUGAAGUACAUGGUCUAGAGUAUGGAUUUGGAGCACAUGAUUUCCCAUCCAGCGGGGUUUUUGAGGUGGAGCCACGAAGUUGCCCAGGCUUCAUGUUUAGGCGGUCAAUACUGCUGGGUAGCACAGAUAUGUCUCGUCCAGAAGUUCGGUCUUUUAUGGAACGCCUCUCUAAUAAGUAUCAUGGGGAUUCUUAUCAUUUAAUUGCCAAGAAUUGCAAUCAUUUUUCUAAUGAAGUCUGUAUGCAUCUCACUGGAAAGCCAAUUCCUGGAUGGGUUAAUCGUCUUGCCCGUGUAGGCUCAUUCUGCAAUUGUCUGUUACCAGAAAAUAUUCAAGUUGCGGCAGUUAGACGUCUUCCUGAUCGCCAAACAUGUUCAGACGAUGGUUCAGAUACUGAUGGAUCAUCAUUAACAGCAGAUAGUGAUGAUGAGGCUGACCAGCAUCUGAUUACUGCUGCAAAUAGUGAUGUGGCAUUUUUGAAUGAAAAACGAGUGAGACUAGCAAAAGAUCUUCUUUGAUAUUAUCCCCCACCCCUUACUUAGCUUCCAAUUCAUUAAAUUUAUUGUCGAAAUCCUGUUGUUUGUAAUAGUUGUGUCAUCAAAAUGUAAUUAUUUUACUUUCAACACAACUAUGCUGAAGAUCUUAUAGUAUUUAUUGUGUUUCCGAACAUGUUUGCGUCUGUAAAAACUACCCAAAUUCUUUCGAGUGACUAGGAUUCUUUGGUUGCAGUGUACUGUGUACUAUGUACUUGUAGAAUUUCUUAUUCUCUUUAGUACCAAAAGACUCUCAAUGAUUUCUUGAUCUGCA
Ipomoea triloba (trilobed morning glory) is the source of this 1182-nucleotide messenger RNA. Its product is annotated as deSI-like protein At4g17486. The coding region runs from base 243 to 893 and encodes 216 amino acids. The transcript is spliced from 5 exons. NCBI's taxonomy places the organism in Eukaryota, Viridiplantae, Streptophyta, Magnoliopsida, Solanales, Convolvulaceae. The record is from RefSeq and is a predicted model, not a curated record. Gene Ontology annotation, molecular function: deubiquitinase activity. Gene Ontology annotation, biological process: protein deubiquitination.